Parasteatoda tepidariorum (common house spider) is the source of this 417-nucleotide messenger RNA. The record is from RefSeq and is a predicted model, not a curated record. Lineage: Eukaryota; Metazoa; Arthropoda; Arachnida; Araneae; Theridiidae.
AUGGUACUGUCUAAAUUAACUGAUCUAAAAUUCAUUGUUAAUGUCAAGAAAUGUGUUUUCGCAAAAACACAAAUCAAGUAUCUAGGUCAUAUUAUAGGAGAUGGUAGACAUGAACCAGAUCCUGAAAAGCUUCGUGCUAUUGAAAUCAUCGAAACACCUAAAACCAAAAAUUAUAUACAAAAUUAUGCUGAGAUAGCAAAACCACUGACUGAUUUAACCAAAAAGAAAGUUCCAGAGCUUAUUCCUUGGACUGACGUAGAGGAAUUAUCCUUCCAAAAACUAAAGAAGAAGUUGAUUGAAGCUCCUUCUCUUUAUACUCCAGAUCCUAAAAAACCACUAGCGCCUUUUGAUUUUAAACAUGAACAAGACAACAACCAUUGUGUUUCAGUUCAACAAAUGGAUGCCAAAUCAACCUAA